This is a messenger RNA of Pleurotus ostreatus (oyster mushroom), 1722 nucleotides long. RefSeq lists its product as uncharacterized. Gene Ontology annotation, cellular component: membrane. Bases 1 to 1722 code for a protein of 573 amino acids. The transcript has 14 exons. Lineage: Eukaryota; Fungi; Basidiomycota; Agaricomycetes; Agaricales; Pleurotaceae. Gene Ontology annotation, molecular function: nucleoside transmembrane transporter activity; symporter activity. Gene Ontology annotation, biological process: nucleoside transmembrane transport. The record is from RefSeq and is a predicted model, not a curated record.
AUGACCGACGUUAUGGUUCAAGGCGCCACACUCGACGAGAGGCGGAAGGCAGAGCGAAAGGAGUUAUCCUCAACGGACUCGUUCGACAAGGAGAAGCAGAUCCACGAACCCCAGGUCUUGCUGCAGGACGACGCCGAUGUUGAGGCGGCAAGAGAGCGUCGGGCGCAGCUGUAUGCUCGGCUGAGACCCUUCCUUCUGGGCGGUCUGGCUGCUCUGAUACUCGGUUGGUGGAUUAGCGCUACGAUCCUCCCAGCUACGCGGCAUAGAUGGAUCGUACAGACUCUCUUUGCAUGGUUCUUCAUCCUGAUCAUUGCGUUCCGCUUCAUCCCCAAUUCAGUGGUUACGCGCCCUGUCAGCGCUGUCUGGCAGCCCCUCGUCCACAAACCAUUCUUUGCCAUGUCGUUCAGAGCCCGACUGGCCAUCGGUUGGGCCUGCUUGGCUGCCAUUGUCUUCGGAUCGGCAUUUGGCUUCCCAUUGACCGGCAACACGACCUACGGUGAUCGCGCCGUCUCCGUUUCUGGUCUCAUCGUCUUCCAGCUCGGAUUCAUCGCGAGUUCGAAGAAGCGAUCUGCAAUUCCAUGGCCCACUGUGAUUGUCGGCCUUUUCAUGCAGCAGGCCAUUGCCUUGUUUGUGCUCAAGUCUGGCGCUGGGUUCUCGAUCUUUAAUUGGAUUGCUACCCUUGCCUCCGACUUCUUGAACCAGGGCUUGGUCGGCGCCCAGUUCUUCUUUGAUGCAGAUACCAUCAACAAGCACUGGUUCUUCGUCAAUACACUCGGCACAAUUAUCUUCUUCAUUGCCUUCGUGCAGAUGAUGUACUAUCUCGGCGUCAUGCAAUGGAUCAUCAAACAUUUUGCUUGGUUCUUCUUCAAGAUCAUGAACGUGUCUGGUGCCGAAGCCGUUGUGGCCGCAGCCUCUCCAUGGAUCGGACAAGGAGAAUCCGCUUGUCUCGUUCGGCCUUACGUUGACUUGAUGACACCUUCAGAACUCCACCUUACUAUGACCUCUGGUUUCUCGGCCAUCGCAGGUUCCGUUUUCAGUGCUUAUAUUAGCUUGGGUGUCCCGGCACAGAACUUAGUCACAUCCUCCGUCAUGAGUAUCCCCGCUUCCAUCGCCAUCAGUAAGAUCAGACUUCCGGAGCUGGAUGAACCUGUCACUCGCGGCCAUGUUGUCGUUGACCGUGGUGAGAACCAAAAGAACGCACCUGCAAAUGCCCUCCACGCUUUCAGUCAAGGCGCUGUUUUCGGUCUUAUCGUCGCCGGUCAGAUUUUGACGAAUGUAUUGACUGUGCUGUCUCUUGUUGCUAUGAUCAAUGGCCUACUCACAUGGAUCGGACGAGGCUUCGGCAUCCACCACCUCACUCUUCAACUCGUCAUUGGCUACAUCGCCUACCCAGUGACCUUCUUCUUGGGUGUCCCUCGCGGCGAAAUCCUUCGUGUCUCCCAGCUCCUCGCCACGAAACUCGUUGCUAACGAAUUCGCCGCUUACCUUGACCUCCAGUCCAUUCAGCAUAGUGACAACCCCCUCUCCCCACGUGCAUUCACGAUCGCCUCUUACGGCCUCUGUGGUUUCGCCAAUCUUGGUUCUCUGGGUAUCCAGAUCGGUGUGCUCAGCGCUCUCGCACCCUCCCGCGCUAAAGUUAUCGCUCGUAUCGCUUUCUCUGCUAUGAUCUGCGGUUUCUUGUCGACGAUGCAGACCGCUGGUAUUGCCGGCAUGCUUGUCUAA